Molecule: messenger RNA, 2283 nt
Organism: Pseudomyrmex gracilis
Lineage: Eukaryota; Metazoa; Arthropoda; Insecta; Hymenoptera; Formicidae
Gene: Fpgs1
Product: folylpolyglutamate synthase, mitochondrial-like
Exons: 3
Coding region: 695-2215 (506 amino acids)
Biological process (GO): tetrahydrofolylpolyglutamate biosynthetic process
Cellular component (GO): cytosol; cytoplasm; mitochondrion
Molecular function (GO): tetrahydrofolylpolyglutamate synthase activity; ATP binding
Source: RefSeq, a predicted model, not a curated record
AUGAGAUUAGCAACCUUAAUGCCUGGUUAUUCGCUUCGCGGUACAGACCGACACUUCUUUCUUUUUAUUUAAGCAAAAUUGCGUUAAUUGAUCCUAAAUUUAUCACUAUUGGGCGUAGUUAGUGUUCUCGAAUUAAUUACUUAAGAUCGGACUAUAAAUAAUCGGUUUAUAAGUGCAAAUUGGAGUCAUAUAAAAACAUGACGUCUGAUGUGUUUGUGGCGGGAAAAAUUAUUGCGUGCAAUUUUUGCACUCAUGAUAAAAUUAAAUUAACUUGACACUGUUAAUUGUUUACUUUUUAUAUAUAAACAGCGUUCUUUUCAACAUUUGUGUGCUAUUUCUUGUAAUGCGAUCUUUUGGUUUUUUUAAUUAAGUUAUAAUUAACUUGCAAUAAAGAUUUAAGUUUGAAGCGCAGAGGUGGAAAGAUGAUAUUUGGAAAAUAUUUUCACGAAAUUAGUUUCCAAUAUUUGCACAGCGCAAAUAUUUGGCAGUUAUAUAAUAAACAUCUGCUAUGUUGAUUUGAAACGUUCUUAAUAUUAUUUCGAAUGUAAAGAUACUACAGAAGACUGAUCUUUGAGAAGUGUAAUGUUCCAUAUUUGAUAUCUGUGUUGUAAUAUGCUCUUUGACACUUAAAAAAGAUAAAAAAAAAAGUUACUGUUUCAUACUUCUCGUACGAUUGCAUAAUUGGUGAGUCUCAAUGUUUUCUCAACUAAGGAGAAUGACGCACAACGGACUUUUAGGUUGCUCUACUGUAGCUGGCGGAUCUUAUGAGGAAGCCUUAAAAACCUUGUGUCUUACUAUGCAAAGCAACACUGCGUAUCUGAGAUCUGUAGAAAAUAAAAAUGAUGUGGAGAAAUUAAAGGCAACAGAAAAAUAUUUGUUUCGAGCUGGUAUUACUAUGGAACAACUGGAUAAUUUGUCUGUCAUCCAUGUGUCCGGCACAAAAGGCAAGGGUUCGACAUGCGCAUUCACAGAGAAUAUUUUGCGACACCACGGCUUUAGCACAGGAUUCUUUAGUUCGCCUCACCUAGUUUCAGUACGAGAACGUAUUCGACUAAAUGGUGAACCAAUCAGUCAAUCACACUUUACUCAUUUCUUCUGGAAUGUCUAUAGAAACUUGGAACAAAAGCGAGAAUAUGAAUCUGACAUGCCGACAUUCUUUAUGUUUUUGACGAUCCUUAUGUUUCACGUAUUCUUAGAAGCAAAAGUCGAUGUGGCAAUUGUUGAAGUCGGAAUUGGCGGUGAAUUAGAUAGUACCAAUAUUAUACGGAAUCCGGUCUGUGUCGGUGUGACGAGCUUAGGUCUGGAUCACACCGACUUGCUAGGUAAUACACUUGAGGAGAUUGCUUAUCAGAAGUCAGGGAUUUUCAAACCACACGCUGCAGUCUUUACGGUGCCGCAAUCAGAAUCUGCAAUGCGUGUUCUACAAAAACGCGCCGUUGAAAGACAAUGCAACAGUUUCCAAAUAGUUCCUGUGAUACAGGAGUGCGAGUGGAACGAUGCUUUCUCGUCGAUUAGACCUAACGUCAGUGAUGCACAACGAGAGAAUGCUUCAUUGUCAAUCAACAUGGCAUUUGAGUGGAUAAAAUCACGCAGCAACGGACAGUUGCCCUUUUUUAUAAACAAUAAUAUUACUGAUUUUUGCAGCACUAAGAAUGAUUUACGUCAGAUUAUUUCUUUAAGUAAAGUUACGACAGCGUUAGCAAAUUGCAAGUGGCCGGGUCGCACGCAGAUUCUCAAGACUAGCACGGCUGACUUCUUCGUGGACGGUGCUCAUACUGUUGAAAGUAUGAUUAAUUGUAUAUCGUGGUUCCAAAGAACCAGCCGUAAAGCUUGUAGAAAGAUUCUAAUAUUCAAUACUAGCGGAAAUCGCAAUUCUUUGGAAUUAUUAACACUGUUGAAACCUUUAGACUUUGAUAGAGUUUAUUUUGUUCCAAAUUGUGCCGGGAUUUUUAGCGUGGAAGAUUUGAAUCUAAUAAAUUACGAAAAACUAAUCGAUGAACAGAAGACAAAGUGUAAAAAACAUUGCGAAUUCUGGGGCGAAGACUCAGUGCUGAAAAACAGCGUUGCCGAAGUGCUUUUUGAUAUCAAAAGAUAUGCGUUGUCGCAGAUGGCCAGUGACGACAAAGUAGAAAUACUUGUAACAGGAUCUUUACAUCUGGUUGGCGCGUUGUUCACUGUAUUGGAUCCUGAUUUGACAAUGACUUGUAAGUUUUAAUACAAUAUAUAAUAUAUAUGUUACAUUUUAAUAUAUUAUAUUAUAUAUAUUUAUAAUUUUAUUAGAAA